Messenger RNA from Salvelinus namaycush (lake trout), 2499 nucleotides. RefSeq names its product taste receptor type 1 member 1-like. The coding region runs from base 1 to 2499 and encodes 832 amino acids. Gene Ontology annotation, molecular function: G protein-coupled receptor activity. The record is from RefSeq and is a predicted model, not a curated record. Lineage: Eukaryota; Metazoa; Chordata; Actinopteri; Salmoniformes; Salmonidae. The transcript has 6 exons. Gene Ontology annotation, biological process: G protein-coupled receptor signaling pathway. Gene Ontology annotation, cellular component: membrane.
AUGGGUGUAUGUAUCGUCCUGGGCUGGUUGGUACUGGUCCUGACUGGCCACCAGCUGACUGAGGGAACCAGUCUGCAGCUUUCAGGGGACUACUCCAUCUCGUGUUUCUUUCCGCUCCACAAUUUAGCCACCUCCAGCUCCAACCUACCAGACCUGGGAGCCUGCGAAAAAGGGAAAUCUAAUAAACAUGGCUAUCAUUUGAUACAAGCCAUGAGAUUCGCUGUGGAGGAGAUCAACAAUGGCACAAAAAACCAACAUCUUCUCCCAGGGGUGACGCUGGGUUACCAGGCGUAUGACAUCUGCAAUACACCAGCCAGUGUCCUGGCCACUCUGGACCUGCUGGCCCAACAGUUACAAGGAACUUCAGGAAACAAGACAGGUGGUGACCAGAGAGCAGUGGCAGUGAUUGGGCCUGAUAGUAGCAGUUACACCUUCACCCCGGCUGCAAUGCUGGGCUCCUAUCUGGUGCCACAGAUAUCCUAUGAAGCCACAAACGAAUUGCUGAGCAACAAGCACCUCUACCCAUCCUUCUUCCGCACCAUCCCCAGUGACAAGAACCAGGUGGACGUCAUGAUCCAGCUGCUGGUGCGUUUUAACUGGACCUGGAUCGUUCUACUGGGCAGCGAUAACUCCUACGGCCUCCAGGGCAUGCAGAGGCUCUCCCAACAGGCGGCCUACUACGACAUCUGCAUCGCCUACCAAGGAGUCAUCCCCGACCUCACCACGGCCACCAACCAGACCAUGAGGAGCAUAGUCAAGGACAUCUUGAAGACCAAGGUCAACACUAUUGUUGUGUUCUCCAGCAAAAGCAAAGUUAGUGGGUUCUUCCCAUUUGUCAUAGAGCAGGGUGUAACUGGUAAGGUGUGGAUAGGGACAGAGGACUGGUCAGUGGCCACUCUAGUGUCGGGGAUACCAGGGAUUCACACCAUCGGGACUGUUCUAGGUGUCUCCAUCAAAUACGCAGCCAUAGCUGGGUUUGAGACGUUUGAAAGCCAUGUUGUUGCGAAGUUACUUAGAAACAACUCCAAUGGCGUGGUUGACCUGAGGGUUGAAUGUUUGCAAAAUACGGAUCUCUAUAGCAUGGCAGUAAAAAACGUAUCUUUGGAUGGCUAUGACAUGACAUCCUCUUAUAAUGUUUACAAGGCUGUAUAUGCUGUGGCCCAUGCACUGCACCAAGCACUUGGUUGUGACUCAGGUGAAUGCCAAAAGAUUCAAGUACAACCUUGGCAGCUUCUGCCACUGUUAAAGCAGGUGAGAUUCUCUGUUGAGAACUCCUCUGUGUACUUUGAUGAGAACGGAGACCCGCCCACAGGAUAUGACAUCGUGACCUGGAUUUGGAGGGGAACAGAGUGGUCUCUCCGAGUGGUGGGCUCUUACACUCCAGACCCCACUGACCUCACAGUGGACCCUGCUCAAAUUGAAUGGGCUAGUGACAUUGACAACCUGGGAAAAGUGCCUGCAUCAAUAUGCUCUCCAGAAUGCCCUACAGGUCACAGGAAGCUGCAGACAGGACAACACAAGUGCUGCUUUGACUGCCUGGCCUGUCCUGCUCACACCUUCCUCAACAGUACCGGAUCUACCUGGUGCCAGGUGUGUGAGCUCCACCAGUGGUCCACAGAAGCGAGCAAGGUGUGUCUGGAUCGGACGGUCCUGCUGCUGGCUUGGGACGCCCCCCUGUCUCUUGCCCUGCUGCUCCUCCUGGCUCUGACCCUGUUCAUGACCCUUGGGUCAGGGGUCGUCUUCCUCCUCAACCUGGGCACCCCUGUGGCCAAGUCGGCUGGCGGGCGCACCUGCCUGGUGAUGCUUCUGGCCCUAACCGCGGCGGCCGCCAGCACCCUGUGCCACUUUGGCCUCCCGUCUCGGCCCGCCUGCCUCCUCAAGCAGCCCCUCUUCGUCUUCAGCUUCACCGUGUGUCUGGCGUGCGUCACCGUACGCUCCUUCCAAGUGGUCUGCAUCUUUAAGCUGUCUUCCAAGCUGCCCCGUGCCUAUGAUACCUGGGCUAAGAACCACGGGCCUGAAGUCACCGUCCUUGUCGUGUCCAUGACAGUGUUGUUGAUCUCUGUGCUCCGGGUUGCUCUAAACCCCCCGUACCCCUCCCAGGACGUGGCCUUCUACUCCAACUGCAUUGUCACAGAGUGUAGUAACACCCUCUCUUUCGGUGCCAUGAUAGAACUAGCCUACGUCUCUGUGCUCAGCAUGCUCUGUUUCUCCUUCAGUUACAUGGGCAAAGACCUGCCAGCCAACUAUAAUGAGGCCAAGUGUAUCACCUUUAGUCUCAUGGUCUACAUGAUCUCCUGGAUCAGCUUCUUCACCAUCUAUUUUGUCACAAGGGCAGAGUUUGCCAUGGCCAUGCAUGUGCUGGCCAUAGUGUCCAGUGUGCUCGGUAUACUCGGUGGUUAUUUCAUGCCUAAGGUCUACAUCAUGGUGCUGAGGCCCCAAAUGAACACAACGGCCCAUUUCCAAAACUGUAUUCAGAUGUAUACCAUGAACAAACAGUGA